Molecule: messenger RNA, 920 nt
Organism: Drosophila melanogaster (fruit fly)
Lineage: Eukaryota; Metazoa; Arthropoda; Insecta; Diptera; Drosophilidae
Gene: Him
Product: holes in muscle
Exons: 2
Coding region: 108-686 (192 amino acids)
Source: RefSeq, marked reviewed
CGAAACAGUCUUCCGCCGCAGCUCGACGCGCUCGCAUAUCGGGAAUAUAUAGAUCGGAGAUAUCGCAGGACCCACAGCAGAGCAGAGCCGCAGAGCCACCAACCUCGAUGGGCGUCAUCUACAAGAUACUGAAGCAGCAACGCAGCAUGGAUCUCAGCCUGAGCUCGGCCACCAGGUGCAAGGUGCAGGCGGCCAUCAAGCAGCGCCAGCAGCAGCGCCGCCUUGAGGAUCACAUGGUGGAGGAGCGGGAUCGGGAUCGGGAGCGGGACCAGCAGCCGGAUCAGGAUCAGAACCAGGUCCAGAAUCACAUCGACAAGGAUAAGGAGGAGCUGGCCGAGCAGCAAUUACAGCAGCUGUGCAGAUUUCUAGCCGAGAAUGCGGCGCGAAAAAAGCGUCAGCGUUUCAAGCUGCAGUACCAAUGCAAUCUGGCCAUCGAUCAGGAUAACGAUCAGGAGCAGAUGCCGGAGAAGGAGCACUUUGCAGCGCCGCCGCACGAGAUGGACCUCGAGUUCAUAGAGCAGCUGCAGCAAUCCUCGCCCGCCAAAUCCCACGGAGCAACUGGGCAGGCGCCACGUGAUAGCAUCCUGCUGAAGAUUCGCCACCAGAUCUUCGAGAGAAAGCGGCAGAGGCAGCGCCAGUUGGCGGAGCUGGUGCAGCAGCGAAUGGUGGUGUGGCGACCUUGGUAGCCGGAUUCCCCCAAAACAAGGAGAAAAAGAGGGAGAUAGCUAGAAAGUUAGAAAGAGAGAGAGAGAGAAAUCCGGGAACUGAGACUAGUCUAAGGGUUAGCUUUAAGGACGCAUUCGGUAUUAUUCCUGCUGCUGUGUGAUGAUCGCGCUGCUCUUCCAUUUUCCCACGCCUCUGCAAACCGACUUUAUUUUUUUUCCUGUUAAUAAAUAGUUAAGUAAUAAAGAUUUUUUUUG